CUUCCUGAGUCUCUGCUGACAGUAGUAUGUGAAUCAUUAUCUCUUUCUCCUUCUUGUAGAAAGACACGGGCUCAGCUCCACAGACAAACUAAGCAGUGGACUUUUAGUGGACUGAGAAGGUAGAGCAGAGGGGAGGGAGCUGGGUAAAUAAGCCUCCAGUGGAUCAGCCCUAAUGCCCUGAGUGAGAGGAAGGAAGGAAGAGCUGGCACCUGGCCAGGCAGCAUAGAGGAAUGAGCCAGCUGGGCAGCCCCGCUCCUGUGACAGUCCUCGGAGUGUGUGAUCAGUGCAGGGCACAUGUCAGCCCGAUCCCCAACAUCCCCGAUGUGUCUGCAAUGUGAGCAGUCAGUGAAGCCGAUGUGAGAGCUGCGAUUGGUCGGAAUUGCCCAGUGCUGGAAGAUCGGAAAGUUUCCUGUGUCAGCUGUCAGUGUGUGGACUUCCCUCCGUGCUAGGGGCAGCAGGAUGCCAGUGCUGGAUCGAUGCUUCCUCGAGGUGGGCAGGAGCUGGAGGACAGGUGAGGUCCUUCUACCCACUUACAUGGGGACUCUGCCAACCUACCGCUCGGGGAGUCUGAGCUGCGAGCUGCCGGAGAUCAUAGAGAUGGUGAAGCUCCUCUGGAAGUCCAAGAACGAGCUACAGACUGUCAUUCAAAAGGAGCUGCAGAGCAACGAGGAGGUCCUGGCAUCUCUACCAGGAGAUGCUCGAGUGAGAGGUCCUGCGGGGGUCCUGUCUGAACGCCGUGGAUCGUACCCUUUUAUUGAUUACCGGCUACUGAACAAUACAGCACACUCAGGGGAAAUUGGCACUAAGAAAAAAGUAAAGCGACUUUUGAGCUUUCAGAGAUAUUUUCAUGCAUCAAGGCUUCUACGUGGAAUUGUGCCUCAAGCCUCCCUGCACUUAUUGGAUGAAGACUAUCUUGGUCAAGCACGGCAUAUGCUAUCUAAAGUGGGAAUGUGGAAUUUCGACAUCUUCCUGUUUGACCGCCUGACAAAUGGUAACAGCUUAGUCACAUUGCUGUGUCAUUUAUUUAACGUUCACGGGCUUAUCCAUCAUUUCCAGCUUGACAUGGUGAAGUUGCACAGAUUUCUUGUCAUGGUUCAAGAAGACUACCACAACCAAAACCCAUAUCACAAUGCUGUCCAUGCUGCAGAUGUCACACAAGCUAUGCACUGCUAUUUGAAAGAGCCAAAGCUUGCUAGCUAUCUCACUCCUCUGGAUAUAAUGCUUGGUCUGCUGGCAGCAGCAGCACAUGAUGUGGAUCAUCCAGGCGUAAAUCAGCCAUUUUUGAUAAAAACGAAACAUCAUCUUGCCAGUCUGUACCAGAACACAUCUGUUUUAGAGAACCACCACUGGAGGUCCACUGUUGGUAUGCUAAGAGAAUCAAGAUUAUUAGCACAUCUGUCAAAGGAAAUUACGCAGGAUAUUGAGCAGCAACUGGGCUCCUUAAUAUUAUCAACAGAUAUAAAUCGCCAGAAUGAGUUUCUCGAUCGUUUUAGGGCUCAUCUUGCCAAUGAAGAUCUCACCUUGUCGGAUGCAGACCACAGGCAUUUUAUGUUGCAGAUUGCUCUGAAGUGUGCUGAUAUCUGCAACCCUUGUCGUGUUUGGGAGCUAAGCAAGCAGUGGAGUGAGAGAGUCUGUGAAGAAUUCUACAGACAAGGAGAUCUUGAGCAGAAAUUUGGUUUGGAAAUAAGCCCACUUUGCAAUCAACAAAAAGACCCAAUACCUAAUAUACAAGUUGGCUUCAUAAACUACAUUGCAGAGCCAUUGUUUUUGGAGUGGUCAAGAUUUACUGGACAGACUCCCCUAUCUGAAAAAAUGCUAAGUCACCUCAGGAAGAACAGGGCCAAAUGGAGGAGUCUCAUACACACGCAUUGCAGCAAAGACAAUGACCACCUGCUACCUGUAACCGACCAAGAAGGCCAAGAAGACCAAAAUAUCAGUGAAGGUGGAGCCCUCUAGUGAUCAACUCUUACCUGUAGCAUUGCUGUUAUUUUUCUUGCUGCUUUCAGUGAAGAGGGAUACAUAUGAUGCUCAGAUGGGCUGCUGUUGCUUUUUACAACAGGUUUAAGGAAAGUCAGAAGGAAGCAGAGUAUAGAUAUCUAAGUGCGUUGGUAAUCCAUUGCUCACAGUCUGGUAUACUGCCAUAUCAGCCCUUCCAACAUUUCUGUCUUAUCUCAGUAUGAGCAAGACCAGCAACCCUACUUUCCAAUGAUGAAAUCGACGAUCGAUGGAGCAGGAGGACUCAGAUGUGUGGAUAUCCCUGAAAAAAACCUUUAAAGGCAGAUGGUGUCAUUUGCAGAGUUAUGUAGCAGGGUUGGUACUUUUUACUACUUUUCACAGCUUAUUGCAGCUGCUCCCAUCCUCUAGUGGACCGUCAAUCCAUGUUGCAAGAGGCAAAUACAUCACACUAAACAAGAACCACAGAAAAACACCAGCAUCAACUGGACUUAGAAAAGAUCUGUCUGACAAAGACAACUUUGUAUUGUUGAUACCUAAAGGAUCACAGACAAGAUAUUCUUUUAUUUUUACACUUUGUACUCACUAGAUAAGAGCAAACUAUUUGAUCGAAGCACUACCCACACGAUACUACAAAACUUGUGAACACUUUUACACCACUUUGGAUUAAACAAGUAGAGUGAUCUUAAAAAAAAAAGGUUCACAGAAGACUGUUGGAUGGGCAUGUUUGGCGCUUAACCAAACGUAGCCAACUGUAUCCUUGCUGUGACAGAGGGUUCAUAAAUGUAUUUGCAACAGAUUUAUUGUUGCAUCUGUACAUGUUCUGUAAAUAUUAAGCUACUGACUCCAUGCCAAAUUACUGACGCAUUGUGGUUCUUAUACCCACAUCUUGGCACUGUGAACAGAAAACUGUUACUUUUAACUAUAAAAAUACUUUAGCAUUUGUAAAUAUGAUUCAUAGACUAUUUCUAAAAGAGUGCUCAUUUCCAGAUAAAGGCCUUAAAUUUUAA
Messenger RNA from Rana temporaria (common frog), 2963 nucleotides. It is a transcript of the gene PDE7B, whose product is annotated as phosphodiesterase 7B. Bases 460 to 1956 code for a protein of 498 amino acids. The transcript has 12 exons. The record is from RefSeq and is a predicted model, not a curated record. Gene Ontology annotation, molecular function: 3',5'-cyclic-AMP phosphodiesterase activity. NCBI's taxonomy places the organism in Eukaryota, Metazoa, Chordata, Amphibia, Anura, Ranidae.